AUGGUGGACGUCGCGGAGAGCCAGGAAGACCCCUGGGCCGCGGCCUCGGCGCCCGCCGAUCCCUUCGUGGCCGCCGCCCCGGGCAGCCCACAAAUGGCAGCGCCGCCGGCGGACCCCAUCGUAAGCCCCGCCAGACCGACGGACCCGGACCCCUGGGCCACACCCUCGGCGGCCUCCGAUCCCUGGAUCGAGACACCCACUUCACCACCAGCCGAUCCCUUCGGGGCGGCCACGUCGCCGGCGCUGCCGGCCCGGACCGAGGGCAGCCCGUCCGUCGCCGUGCCGCCCGCGAGCCCGCCGGAGGACCCCUGGUCGCAGCCCGCGGCGCCCGGCGUCACGGCCGCGGCCGAGGCGCCCGACGCGCCCGCAAGCUCGGCAAGCGGCGCGCGCAAGCUGCGCAAGAAGCUCGCCGCGCUGACAGGGCUCCACCACGCCGGCGCAAAGGUCAAGGAGAAGCUCGCCAAGAAAAAGAGCGCUGAGCCGCCGCCGGCCGAGCCCGCGUGGUCCGCGGGCGACGAAGCGCCUACUGAUGACGCUGGGGCCGGCGUCGCCAUCCCCGCCGCCCACGAGACGUCCCCGGCCGCGGCCCGGCCGGCGAGCUUGAGGUUGCGGAAGGCCGCUGCAAAACUGACGGGGGUCCACGGGGCCUUCUCCCCGCGGGCGCAGCCGGACGAGACGGACGAGCAGCGCGCCGCGUCGCGAGCCUUCGACGCCAUGGAUGUUGAUGGGGACGGCGAGCUGAGCGCCGAGGAGAUCCACGCGGCGCUCCUGAAGAACGACGCCGACGCGAGCUUGGAACGUGUGAAAGAGUUGGUGGCGAAGGCCGACACGGACGGCAACGGGACCGUGAGCCGAGAGGAGUACCUCGAGGCGCUCAAGACGGAUCUCAUACCCGAAGGCUGGCGCGGGACGCUGACGGGCGCUGCACAACGCGCGCGGGAGAUCGCAUCGAACGCGGCGGCGGCGCUGGGCCCCGCGGCGACGAAAGUGCGCAAGGCCGCGGCGAAGGCCACGGGCCAGCACGGCGCCUUCUCGAAGAAGAACGCCGUGCCCCCCGUCGACGUCGAGGACGCGCCCAGUGCCGCCCCGGCGCCCUCGCUCGAGUCGAUGCAACAAAACCGGUUCCGCGCGGCCGCUUCGAGGACGAUGAUGGCCCUGACCGCGUUCUCGAAGAAGGAGACCGUCGACGCGACCGAUGAACCAUCGAGCCCGCGGCCCCACCUCGACCACGAGGCCUCCGGCGACUUGCGGCGGAAGCAGCUCAAGAAGCGCCAGGGGUCGUUGGCCGGCCGUCUAGGUGCCGAGGAGGCGAAAAGCGACCCGGCACCGAGGAAGAAGAAGGGGUUUGCGAAUCUCUUCGGCAAGGCGCAACACGCGUUCCACCAUUCAGAAGAUACGCCGCCGCAGCCCUGGACGGCGCAUGGUGCCGAGGCCGUGCGAACGGCUCUCGACGCGUUCGAGGCCGACGAGCGUGCGAUGUGUACCGCAAAUCUCUGGAUCGAGCGCGGCGAUGCAAAGAGGUGCGCUUCUGUGAAAGCGGCAUUAGGUGGGGACCCGACACAAGCGGCGCUCGGCCAGGCGACUCCAGAAAAAGCUUCGAAGGCGAUCGUGAGCGCGAUCGAGGGCGGCGAGCCCCAUGCCGCGGUGGACGCGGUCCGAGCUCUACUCAUGAUGCAUGUGCCGCUUUGCAAGACCGUACAUCACGAGACGCGCGACGCCUUCGUCCGGGCGGCGACGGAGCCCCGGACCGCCGCGGCGCAGCGCGAGGCGCUGCAGAAGUUGGUGGACGAUUUGCCGCCGAUCCACAAGCAGUUGUUGGGGAGGUUGGCGGCGCACUUGGCGCGCAUCGUCAGACGGCAAAGAUUAAAUGGGUCGUCGUGGCGCGGCCUCGCCGCUGCUUUAUGUCCCGUGCUGCUUCCCUCGUCUGGAGCCGUGUCGACGACGGCCAAGAUCCAGGCCAGUAUCGCCUGCGAGCGCUUACUUAGAGUAGUAAACGCCGGCGCGGGAGGACCCAAGUCGCCGCGCGCGCCCGAGAGCCCGGCGUGGUCGCCGAGGCAACCGGCGCCAUCACCAAAACCACAUACCGCGUUCGACGCCUUCGCGCACAUGCCGGCCAACCCCUUCUCGCCGAAGCUGGCUUCGAAAAAGAAGUCGCCGAAACUCGCCAUGCGCCCGCCCGACCACCACCCGCCGGGCUGGGCGCCGCCCGCUGCUGAUCCCUGGCCCGCGUCGCCGCCGCCGAUGCUGUCGCGGGCGCCGGACAGCGCGGCGCCCCCGCCGCCGAUGCCGUCGCACACGCCCGUCAAGGAUGAUAACGGUGGAGACCCCUGGCCCGCCGGCUCCGCCGACCCGUGGCCGCCGCAUGCGUCGGACGCGCCGCCCCCGAUGCCGCCGCACGUGCCGGACGCGCCCCCGCCGCCGAUGCCAUCACACACCCCCGAAAAACCACCAGAAGCGUCGGACCGGCCGCCGGACUGGAAGCCGCCGCCGCCGCCGAAAGUAGAGGGACCGAUCGAGGCCCGCGCCGUCCGCGCGACGUACGUCGACGAAAUAGACAGCGACGACUCCGACGAUGAUGAAAGAGAGUGGUCCCUGCGGCAUGCGCUCGAGGAAUUUGGAGUGACCAAGGUGCGGGUCAAGGGCAAGCAGGGCGUCGCGUUGUUUGGUUCGGAGAAGGACGCGAGCGACGCUUUGCACGCGCAUAGGGUGGGCGCCUGGCGCCUCUCGAGUCCGUCGAUAGACGCGUCCGGCGAGCAGAUCCUGUACACCGGAGCCGGCUCGCCGCAGGUCGAGGACGACCUGGAAAGGCUCCUCGCUACCACCUAAUAUUCACAGUAUAUUUACGAUUCGGCUGCGACUACGAGUCGGACACUGGCAAGUCGAGGACGACCUUGACUCGGAACGGCUACUAGCGAG
Messenger RNA from Pelagomonas calceolata, 2916 nucleotides. Lineage: Eukaryota; Pelagophyceae; Pelagomonadales; Pelagomonadaceae. The record is from the annotation of a GenBank genome assembly.